AUGGACAAGAGUUGGAUGCAAGUGCCAAACAGGUUCACAUCACGUGAAUAUGGUGAAGGGAUUAAUAAACUCCUCACCAUGGCAAAACAAAAUGCACCUGCAAGUAAUACCUUCAGGUGUCCAUGUCGAAGAUGCCAUAAUAACUUUUUUCGACCACUAGAGGAAGUCGAAGAUCAUCUAUUCACGAUAGGUAUUGAUCCAAGUUAUACACAUUGGAUCUUUCAUGGGGAAGGUGAAAAUUUCAAUGUGAGUUCGUCAGAUGAUGAUGAAGAAACAAUUAAUUCAAGUGAGAAUUACGUUGAUGAUAUGGAUGAGAUGAUAGACGACAUUCGGGCUGGAUCAUUCAUGGACCAUGCAGACAGGGAACAUGGCCCAAGUUCUUCUGAUCCUUCAAUGACUGAUGGCCAAUCAAAAAAUUUUCACCAAUUGUUUGAGGAUGCGAAAUGUCCACUGUAUCCAAGUUGCCGAAAGUUUUCAAAGCUUUCAUUUAUAGUCAAGCUGCUUCAUAUUAAAACAAUUGGUGGGUGGACUAUCAAGUCAUUUAACAUGGUCUUACAAUUGUUAAAAUCUGCUUUUCCAGAAAUUGAGAUACCUAACUCAUACCACGAGGCCCGACGCCUAGAGCGUGGUUUGGGUUUUACUUAUGUCAAAAUUGACGCAUGCCCAAAUGACUGCAUGCUAUUUUGGAAAGAUGACGCGGACAAAGAAGUUUGUUCUAAAUGCAAUGAGUCAAGGUGGAUGUCAACCAGGCUGAAGAAGGGGAAGAUUCCCCAAAAGGUCUUACGAUACUUUCCUCUUAUACCCAGAUUACAAAGAUUAUUUAUGUCGAAGAAUAUAGCAAAAUCUAUGAAAUGGCAUAAAGUAGAACGAGUUGAUGACCAGAGUACUCUAAGGCAUCUUGCUGAUUCUAAGUUGUGGAGGCAAUUUGAUAAAGAUCACCGUUGGUUUGCAGAAGAUGCUCGCAAUGUCAGAUUGGGUCUAGCUAGUGAUGGUUUCAACCCAUUCAAUAAUCUGAGCAAACCGUAUAGCAUAUAG
This is a messenger RNA of Carya illinoinensis, 1035 nucleotides long. RefSeq lists its product as uncharacterized. The coding region runs from base 1 to 1035 and encodes 344 amino acids. The record is from RefSeq and is a predicted model, not a curated record. The transcript has a single exon. Lineage: Eukaryota; Viridiplantae; Streptophyta; Magnoliopsida; Fagales; Juglandaceae.